Nematolebias whitei (Rio pearlfish) is the source of this 3310-nucleotide messenger RNA. RefSeq names its product regulatory factor X, 1b (influences HLA class II expression) (gene rfx1b). Gene Ontology annotation, cellular component: nucleus. Gene Ontology annotation, molecular function: DNA-binding transcription factor activity, RNA polymerase II-specific; RNA polymerase II cis-regulatory region sequence-specific DNA binding. The transcript is spliced from 18 exons. The coding region runs from base 161 to 2689 and encodes 842 amino acids. Gene Ontology annotation, biological process: regulation of transcription by RNA polymerase II. NCBI's taxonomy places the organism in Eukaryota, Metazoa, Chordata, Actinopteri, Cyprinodontiformes, Rivulidae. The record is from RefSeq and is a predicted model, not a curated record.
CCCCGGUGAAGGAUAGGCGCCAUAGUCACGGUAGUCCUGGCGACGAGAGCCAAGCAACCGGAGUCAACAACAACAAGCGAGCUCUAAGGGAAUAAACUUUAACGACUAUUAAGGACAAUACUGGGACAUAAAGAUCUAGUGCCUGAAUACACUGGUCGCCAUGGCAACUUGUGGAUACUCUGAGGACCUUCAGCCACAGCAGGCCAGUACAGUAACCAUGGCAACACCUGCUGUCACCACACCCUCAUCUGUCAAGACCGCACACUUCCUGUCCGAGGUCUCACCAGCCUCUGGAACAAUUUCAUCAGCGAACCAAGCAGCCGUGGCCUCUAAAACGGGACAGGAUGCACUUUGUUCUCAAGCGCCACCCACCCAGACCCAGAGCCAGAAGCCAGUGGUCCUAACAACUCCCACACAGUCUUACAAUAUGCAGCAAACUGCAGUUCAGAAGAGUAAUGGACAGACCUCGCCCCAGUAUAUCAUAGUAACGGUUUCAGAUGGCUCUGUUCACUCCAAUGACAGUCUGUCCGACUCCAGCCCACCGGCGCCCGGUGUUCCAACGCAGGUGGUCCAACCCGUGCAGACCACCCCACAGAGGUCAGUGUUGCAAGCAGUGUCGCAGGCAGCCAAGAGGAUUCAGACAGGCCACAUCAGCAACCUACAGUCUGUCCAUAUUAACCAGGAGGUGGAGCAUGUGUAUUCGGGUCAGGUGCAGUACGUGGACGGAGCAGGAGAUGCAAAUUUCACCACACCCACUAUCCGAUCGAGCAGCUACCCCUUCUCCGACUCGCCCCUCUUUUCUCAGACACCUCCCACGUCCUCCACCUUUUUUGAUGCCACGCCUAGUUCUGAGUCAGACAUCUCCAUAUCUGUGACCUCACAAGCAGUUUCCGUGGCAACGACUGGAGCAAAUAGUGGAGCUGCCGUGGCAGGUGGAGGGGGGUACGUCAUCCAGGGAAGCUAUGCAUUGGGAGGAGGAGGCGGAGCAGGUGGCGGAGGAGGAGGACAAAUCUACUCGAGCCCAAACUCUCGAGCCCCACCUGCUACUGUGCAGUGGUUGCUUGAAAACUAUGAGGGUGCUGAGGGUGUCAGUCUGCCUCGCUGCACCCUCUACUACCACUACCUCCUGCACUGCCAGGAGCAGAAACUUGAACCUGUUAAUGCUGCAUCCUUUGGUAAACUCAUCAGGGCUGUCUUCAUGGGGCUCCGCACACGCAGAUUAGGAACCAGAGGAAAUUCUAAGUACCACUACUAUGGACUGAGGAUCAAAUCUGGCUCUCCUCUACUCAGACUCAUGGAUGAACAACAGCACAUGGCGAUGAGGCAGCAGCCUUUCUCACAGAAAAACAGUAGGAUAAAGCCGCUUCAGAAGGCGCAGGGCGUUGCCAAUGGGACGUCAGGUGGGCCAGGUCAGCAGCAGGUAGCGGCUCUUGGUGAUAUUUCAGCCCAGGUUCAACAGUAUCAGCAGUUCCUGGAGGCAUCAAAGCUUUUGCCAAACUUUGUAGAAAUGGAUCUACAAGGUCAAACCCUGCCCUAUGGGAUCCUUUUAGAACACGUCAAGGCCUUUCAGAACCUGUACAGAGAACACUGUGAGGCUGUCCUGGAUGUGAUGGUCAACCUUCAGUUCACUCUUGUUGAGCCACUUUGGAAAUCCUUCUGGAGGUUCAGUCAGAGCAACGAUACAGAAUCAGUCAACCUACAUAACGAAUCAGAGAAACGUCUGCCCAAAUCCUGCCUGGUGGCUCUCUGCAAGUUUGAACCAGUUCUAUGCUGGACGAAGGAGUGUGACAACCUGCUCUACCAGACGCUGGUGGAAAUCCUCAUCCCUGACGUGCUCAGACCCAUCCCUAGUGCCUUAACUCAGGCCAUCCGCAACUUUGCCAAGAGUCUGGAGAAUUGGUUGACCGGUGCCAUGAUGAACAUCCCAGAGGAGAUGGUUCGCAUAAAGGUGGUGUGCGUAAGCUCUUUCUCCCAGACAUUGCGUCGCUACACCAGCCUGAACCAUCUGGCCCAGGCGGCCCGCGCCGUCCUCCAGAACCCAGCUCAGAUCAACCAAAUGCUCUCGGAUCUCAACCGUGUCGAUUUCACCAACGUACAGGAGCAGGCAUCCUGGGUGUGUCAGUGUGAGGACCGUGUGGUCCAACAGCUGGAGCAAGACUUCAAAGCUACUCUGCAGCAGCAGAACUCACUGGAACAGUGGGCUACGUGGCUGGAUGGUGUCGUCUCCCAGGUCCUAAAGCCGUACGAGCAGAACCCUACAGUCCUGCCCAAGGCUGCCAAAGUCUUUCUGCUCAACUGGUCCUUCUAUAGCUCCAUGGUGAUCCGGGACUUGACCUUACGCAGUGCUGCAAGUUUUGGCUCCUUCCACCUGAUCCGCUUGCUGUAUGACGAGUACAUGUACUACCUGAUCGAACACAGGGUGGCCAAAGCUAAAGGGGAGACACCGAUAGCAGUUAUGGGAGAAUUUGCCAGCAGUGUCAAGAGCAGAAACUCCCCAGACCUGGACAAAGAGGAAGAGGAGGAUGACGAGGAAGAAGAGAGCGAGGAGGAAAGCGGAGAGAUCAUGCUGCAGUCCAGCUCUCUGAGCAAGGUCGACGACGAGAAGGACGUGAUGGAACCGCCCGCCAAGCAGCCCAGGAUCAACUUAAAUCUGCACACUAUGGCCGAGAGCCACAGCCCGUCGCAGUAACAGAUGAUCAGGAUGACUAACGCGCUGCGCUUUAAAUUCAGCUUCUCGUCCUGAAACAAUCACGUCUCUCUGUUUGCUUCUAAUGGGUGUAAAUCAUGAGAGAAAGUGGAAGAGCCUUCACUUAUUUUUAUACUGUUUCUGCACUGCCGUUCCUUUUCUUUGCCUUCAUUUAGUCCUUCCCUGAUUCUCUGUGCCUUCUCCUUCUGUUCGGUGCCCACGCUCAUCCACACUAAAGUCAGAUCUCGAUUUUCCCUCUCACCCCGCCUUAAUCACCGACCUGACUGCUGUCGAGAAAUGAGCAGUCCCGUGUUCCUUAUCGCCCUCUUGAACUCAAACAACAACUCUGGUAUUGUCUUCAAUGACAUGACUGUGCAUGAGCAGAACAUCAAUGAUCGACAACAGUCAGAACAUGUAGGAGUAGCUUCAGGAAUUAUACCGCACCAGAGUUCUUGGCACAUGGGUGAUGACUGUGGAUGUUUUACUUUAAUUAUAAUUUGUUUUCAUUUUGGCCAACUAACUGAUAAUCUGUGCCUUUGAGUGAUUUAUAACCUGUAUUUACAAAUAUAUAUAUUCUGUCUGGGUGGAUUAAUAAUAUGAAUAUUAUGUGAAGUAAUUUUGGUG